CUCUCGCUCAGCGUGUACCGAGUAAGCUUACAGUAAUAUCGCCCGGUGAACGAUCGACAAUCAGAACAGUGACUACGAAUAAAACGACGCUUCGCAACGACUAUAUAUUCAUAUGCACAGUACCACAAGUAUUCGAUCUUUCUGCAAAGUUUUAUCGUAAUAGUUUUGUGUCGUAGUCGUUAAAAAUAAACUUUUAAGUCGUAUUAAAUUUUAUCAAAAUGAUGAAUACGCUCGUAAAUGCUACCUCGGCGGCAAAAGCUUCUUGCCCUAUGAUAAUGGUGUUCCACGGCGGUCACUGUGAGCGAAUACUGUGGCGCAGUUGGGUCGCCAGCACUGUUGUAGAGUUUGGUUUCUCUUGUGUUGCUUGGUUUUUCAUCGCUUUUAUGUAUGAAGCAAUCAAAUUUGCACGCCAACAGCUGUAUAAACGCUCAGCACAGAAAGCUUCAGAACGUAUGGCCUUAGAGGUAGAAGCGAAACGUGCCGCCCAUCCACCAGGCUGUACACAUGCAUCGUCUCAUUUGCCGGAGAUCAGAGGGAAAACGCAUAGAGAACAUCUUUUUUCAAAAGAUCACAUCAUACAGACGCUGCUAAACGUGGUGCAGGUUAUCACAUCUUAUCUUCUGAUGUUGGUCUUCAUGAACUUUAACUAUUGGUUGUGCUUGUCUAUGAUAUUGGGUUUAGGCUUCGGCUACUUUUGCUUCGGUUGCGUUAGACAGCCAGGUAUAGGUACCGAAUGCUGCACUUAAAUCUGGUGGGAAAAUUCCAAAAUUACACGGGCUCCAUUGCUUCAUUUUACUCUCAAUACAAUUCAUUGUUUUAAGUUAAUAAGAUAGAUAAUUGACUGAUUUAAGGCUUUGGAAAUGAAAUCCAACUAAUUGUAUUUUAUGCGUACAUGGGGUCGAAAAGACAAAAGUCUAUAGGUUUUGUUUAGAAGUUUAUAAUUAUGUGCAAAUUUAUUUCCAAGAAUUUUAAUAUAUAAUUCUAAAUUAAACAGAAAAUGCUUUGUAAAUAUCAAUCAUAAACCAAGCACAUUAUUUUUAGCAAGUACGAAAUAAAAGUGUCUGUACACACAUACAUACAUACAUAUAAUAUGCAUUUGUGCUAAAUUCAAGGACAUUCACAAAAAGUUGCCAGUUAUAAAAUUUGAUA
Anastrepha obliqua is the source of this 1149-nucleotide messenger RNA. It is a transcript of the gene Ctr1B, whose product is annotated as high affinity copper uptake protein 1. Gene Ontology annotation, biological process: copper ion transmembrane transport. Bases 219 to 746 code for a protein of 175 amino acids. The transcript is spliced from 2 exons. The record is from RefSeq and is a predicted model, not a curated record. Lineage: Eukaryota; Metazoa; Arthropoda; Insecta; Diptera; Tephritidae. Gene Ontology annotation, cellular component: membrane. Gene Ontology annotation, molecular function: copper ion transmembrane transporter activity.